Molecule: messenger RNA, 721 nt
Organism: Cyphomyrmex costatus
Lineage: Eukaryota; Metazoa; Arthropoda; Insecta; Hymenoptera; Formicidae
Exons: 2
Coding region: 101-700 (199 amino acids)
Molecular function (GO): sequence-specific DNA binding
Source: RefSeq, a predicted model, not a curated record
CCCGUUUCGAUUGUCAAUAUGGCGUUCUGACGGACCCCACUUUCCGGUUUGUGACGUCAGCGUCUGCGUAUUACUCGCCUUGCAUCAAAAGUUGUAGAAAAUGGGAAAACGCGUUUGUACAGUUCUUAAUUGCCGAAAUAGGCUGGAAAGUACCAAAAAACGAAACAAAGAAUUGGGAAUUAAGAAUAAAAGUCUUUUUAAAGCACCUAAAGACAAAAAUUUGUUGGAUCGGUGGACUGCAAUUUUAGGUCAGUUGAAAAGGCCACUUACUGAAUAUUGUUUCGUUUGUGAGGAACAUUUCAGCAUCGAUGAUGUUUUUCAUUCAAACGAUAUUUUACUAAAUGAUGGUACAGUACAUCAUACUAAAAAAAUAGUAUUGAAAUUGAGACCAAAUGCUAUUCCGAUAGUUGCCGAGAAUUUGACCGGUGACGAUUGUGAUGAUAUAAAUAUGGAAGUACCGUCCUUGUUCAAUAACGUUACUCCUCAAAGAAACGACAAUUGUGAACAAGCUGUAGAAUCAUCCACCGCAGAAAAUAUCAACCAAACUCCUGAAAAAUUAAAUUUUGAAAUGUCAAUAUCAACGUACUCGAACAUAUUGCUUCCAAGUUGUUCAUGGGGUGCAAUCAAAAGUGAAAAUGAAAAAUCUAUCACAUUUUUAACAGUUGACAAAAAUGAAGUGUUACGACGUUUUAAAAUUUGAUGAUCUAAGUGUACAAGUGCU